CUAAUUUCCAAUCUAAAAGUGUAACCAACAAAAACCAUCUCUCACUGUUUCUAUUCUGCACUUUCUACCGUUCACUCUCUCACUCGCAUUGUUUCUCCGUUACUCAGAUCAGGCAUGUGUGGUUUCCAGAAUUCAUUCAUAGAGAGAAUUGGUAGUUUAUUUUAUUAGGAAGCAGCAAUGGAUGUGGUUUUGACCUUAGGAAGAGAAGACACUAAUUCUGUUGAUGAGACAAAAAUGACUGAAGACACCAUCUUGACUGAAGAAGCCCCGGAGAAGCUUGAAGGCUGCUUUGAUUCUAGAGAUCGAAGAAAAAGCAAGUACCUGUCUUACCCAUACAUUGGACCAAACCAAAAGGAUCUGCCAGCUGAAACUGAAGAUUUGAAGACACCAUGUCCUUCUCAGAAAGCAAGGGCUUCAAGUGUCACUACUAAUCCUCUAAAUGGAUCUUCUUCAUAUGCUAAAUUGGGUAGCAAGAGGUUCCGAAAUAGCUGGUACAAAAAAUUCAUCAGCUGUAAUACUAUGCCCAGCCAUUACAAUUUCAUGAAUGCAUCUGCAGAAGAAUUACUUUCAGGACUUUGUUCUACAGCUGUUGAUUGUAUGUUUCCAGUUGGGAAUAAGAGCUUUGAUUUAGUUGAGUGGUUCUUUUGCAGAUAUAGAGUAUCAAAUUAUCAUGAUGAGGCUGAACUUGCUACUUCCCAGGUUAAUGCAAAAGAAGAAAAAUUGGGAAAACCUGAGGGUAAUGAUUUGCCAGAUACCAAAAGUAAGAAGAGAAAGACCAAUAGAAUGGAAAAUGCAGUUAGGCGUAAGAGAAAAUCACUCUCUGGCCUAUCAGAUGUGAAUGUAAACACUUCUAAUGGUGACUCUCAAAGGCCUGGGAGAAAACUGAAACAAAAGAGGAAGGUGGAAGAAGUAACUUUAGUACAUCAACUGCAAAAUGUUGAGAUAAAUUUUAUUGGGGUAAGCAGCAAAUACAGCUCAGCUCCUCAAGCUGCACAAAAUUUGUGUUGCCUUGCGUCUGAAGGAAAGUCUGAGCACAAUCAGAGGGAAAAGAUAGAGGCACAAGAACAUCAAACUGCUCAAAUUAAUUCAGUGUAUACAGAUGCAAAAAAGCUUAACUGCAGUUCACUGGUAAUAGAUUUGCAGUUUACACCCCCAGCUAUACCUGUUGAUAUUCCUGAGAGAAAUAGAAGUGAAAAUACGGAAGAAAUAGUUUUAUUAGCUUCAAAUCCAGAGUCACGUGUUUCCCAAGAAGGACCUGUUGGGAGUAUUACUGAUCAUAGCUUGUUGGUUAGUACUAAGGCUGAGGUUGGUACUGUCAUGGUAAAUAAAACAGGGUUGAUGAAUAGCAUGGGGAAAGCAACAGGACUGCAUCUCAAUACUAAACUUGCUGUUGGAGUGCCUCUCAAUAGCAUGGGGAAAGCAGCAGCAGCAGGAGUGCAUCUUAAUGCUAAACUUGCUGUUGGAAUGCCUCUCAAUGGCAUGGGGAAAGCAGCAGCAGGAGUGCAUCUUAAUACUAAACUUGCUGUAGAGAAAAAAGGGUUGAAGAAUAGCAUGGAAAAGCCAGCAGAAAAGCCUCUCUAUACAAACUUUUCUACAGGGAAAACAGGGCUGAAGAAUAGCAUGGAGAAGGCAGCAGAAAAGCCUCUCUAUACUAAAGUUGCUGUAGAGAUACCUGAUUUGAACGGUACUGGUGCUGAAUGUAAUUCGAUCAGCACAGAAUUUGAUACUCUUAAUUUCAUUUCACCUGAAUUAAAAUCGGAGCAGUCCAAAAGCUUAUCUGCAUGUUCAACAUCUGCCAAAACUACUACUUGCAAUAGACUGGAUGACAGUGGAGAAUCACUUGGAACCUGUGUUAUCCUAAAAUUUGCCCCUGUAGCCUAUAUCCCAUCAAAAGAAGAUUUAAUGACAACAUUUUGCCGGUUUGGUCCCUUGAAGGCAUCUGAAACUCAGUUGUUAAAAGACACUGGUAGUGCUCAAGUUGUUUUUGUCAGAAGUGAAGAUGCUGCAGCUGCAUUUCAUAGUAUAGAGCAGAACAACAAAUUUGCCUUUGGUUGUUCUCUUGUUGAUUGCAAGCUCCAUCAUCUUUCUGCCACCUGUCCACCUGUUGAGCAACUUGUGACCACUGCCCAACCAACUGGGUUUAUGGCAAUACCUGGUGUGAUGACCCCUACUCGACCAACCAUGUCUAUGGAAAUGCCCGGUGUUACCCCUACCCAACCAGCUGGGUCUAUAGCAACGCCUGGUGUGACACCAACCCAGCAGCCAACUGGGUCGAAGGCCGUGCCCGGUGUCACUCCUAUCCUACCAACUGGGUCGAUGACAAUGCCUGGUGAGACACCUCCUUCCCUUCAUUUCAUUAAGCAGAACUUGCAGAUGAUGACAUCAAUCCUGGAGAAUUCAGGGAGCAGUCUUUCCCCCAAGACGAGAGCCAAACUGGAUUCUGAAAUUAAAAACCUUAUGAGAAAGGUGAAUUCCAGGACCAAGGUCUGAAUACUGUGGUCUUGGAAGCUUUUCUUUCUGAAUUUAUCAUGGAAGUAGUUAAGUAGAUUAUAGCAGUCAGGGUUUAUGUUCUAGUCCUCUUUUCAGUGCUUGUACUGGACUGCUGGUGGACUUUCCUCCCAAUUCUUUGACUUCUGCACAAUUCAUUUGAAUGACUCAAGGAUAUUUUAUGCAUGAAUGUCAUUUGAUUCAAUAUCAUUCAGUGCUUACCAAGUCUUU
Messenger RNA from Glycine soja, 2718 nucleotides. RefSeq lists its product as uncharacterized. The coding region runs from base 178 to 2490 and encodes 770 amino acids. The record is from RefSeq and is a predicted model, not a curated record. The transcript is spliced from 4 exons. NCBI's taxonomy places the organism in Eukaryota, Viridiplantae, Streptophyta, Magnoliopsida, Fabales, Fabaceae.